ACGAGAUCAGGCGGUCAACACAAGAGGAAUCUCAACCGGUCCAGUAACGCAACAUGACCUCCGAAACGUACGUGCAAAUCCUCGCUGUGGGGUUGCUGGCCUUUCUGGUACUACGUGCCUCCGGAGCUCCGCUUACUGAGGCACCCGCCGUCUUUCCAUCAACUGACACUUCAAGUGAGGAGGAAACCGAGUCCUCCGAGCUGCUGAGCUCCUCUGAUGUUUGGGAGUCGGUUCUGGCUACCGCUAAAGACCACCAGAAAUCUUUUGAAGAUGAAUUCCAAAACAAUGUUGAGUUUCAUUUACUGGAGGACUACAAAAUCUCCCAUCUUCCAGCAAACUGUCCCUCCUCCAACUUCAGCAAGGAGUCUUGCCUCCACAGGCUGGCCAAAGGUCUGUCCUUUUAUACGAGUCUUCUAAAGCAAGUGGAGAAAGAAUAUCCCGGCAGUAGAAUUCUGUCCGAGGCCAAACGCAACACCGAACUCCUCCUCUGGAACAUCAAACAAAAGAUGAAAAAGCCAGAGGAGGUCACAAGCCUAAGCAGCAGCCAGGAGAAAAGCCUGCUGGAGUCAUUGGACAAGGCAGAUGCUUUUCAGAGAAAGAUGACGGCGCACAGCAUCCUGCGGCAGCUCUACGUCUUCAUGGUUGAUGGCAAGAGGGCGCUAAGUCGGAGAGACAGGCGCAGGGGAAGACCUGCCAAGGUUUAACACAUCGAAGUAGUCACAUCCGCAACAAAGGCCGUGUCAGGAAAGUUGGGCAAAGCCUGAGUCAAAUUAAGGGAACUUGUUGUAUCUGCAGUGAGGUGUCGUAAUCCACUGACGGAAUGAUGAUGUAUUUAUACGUUUUUGAAUGACGCAGAGGCUGGGUUUUUUUUUUGCUAUUUAUUCCUUGAAGAAAAUAUUUAUUGCCCAGACAAAAAAACCCUUGUGAUGGGUCUGCCUUAUUUAUUACAAACGGUAAUUUAA
Messenger RNA from Hippocampus zosterae (dwarf seahorse), 962 nucleotides. Its product is annotated as interleukin-6-like. Gene Ontology annotation, cellular component: extracellular region. NCBI's taxonomy places the organism in Eukaryota, Metazoa, Chordata, Actinopteri, Syngnathiformes, Syngnathidae. The transcript is spliced from 5 exons. The coding region runs from base 54 to 704 and encodes 216 amino acids. Gene Ontology annotation, molecular function: interleukin-6 receptor binding; cytokine activity. Gene Ontology annotation, biological process: neutrophil differentiation; myeloid cell development; macrophage differentiation. The record is from RefSeq and is a predicted model, not a curated record.